CCACUACUUGGGUAUGUUAAUAAACACAUACCUGAACCACUUUCAUCACCCAAAACACCAACUUUCAAAAUGCCUCACGCAUAUCAUGAGGGCCAGCAGGUCAGAAAGCCCGAAGAGAUAAAUGCUUACCUUGUCGGCGGAGGUAUUGCAUCCCUCGCAGCAGCGGUUCACCUUAUCCAAGAUGCAAAAGUGCCUGCUAGUCAAAUCCACAUCCUCGAGUCUGGCCCAUUGCCAGGUGGAUCAAUGGACGGAGCUGGAAUUGCGGAAACUGGGUACAUUUUACGCAGCGGCCGGAUGCUUAACUUCAGCUAUCUUUGCACUUAUGAAUUGCUUUCAAAAGUUCCGUCUCUGAAAGACUCAGCCAAGACCGUCAAGCAGGAACUCGAUGAGUUCAAUGCCAUACCUGACAACAAGACGAAUGCCCAUGCGAGACUUAUUGCAAAGGGCGAGAAGGGACCGGAGAUCGUGGAUGUUUCUCAUAUGGGUUUAAAUACGAAGGAGAGAGCAGAUCUACUCCGUGUUGCUGCUGAGACGGAGAAGCAGUUGGGAACGAAGAGGAUCAAUGAAUGUUUUACUAAAGAGUUCUUCGACACGAAGUUUUGGUAUAUGUGGGAUACAAUGUUUGCUUUCCAACCAUGGCACAGUGCAGUGGAAUUCAAGCGGUAUCUGCACCGCUUCAUCCAAGAGUUUCCAAGGAUCAAUUCACUCACAGGAGUAGAUCGUACAUCCUACAAUCAAUACGACUCCAUCAUCCUCCCAAUUGAAACUUAUCUCAAAGCUCAAGGCGUCCAAUUCCUCUAUGACAUCAAAGUCAAUUCUCUCUCCUUCUACCCCGGCCCCGCCAUCACCGUCUCAGAAAUCCACUUCGCAUCAAGCAAGACUGGCGCCACAGGCGUAAUUCACGUCGAAGCCCACGACCUCGUCUUCCUCACCCUCGGUUCAAUGACAGCCUGCUCCUCGCUCGGCACCAACGCCACGCCCCCCGAGCCCCUCCCCGCCGCCGAAGAGGCUUUGACCGCCCCAGACGGAGCCUGGCAGCUAUGGUCUUCCCUCGCAAACCCAUCUCUUAACCCCCACUCCUCAGCUUUUGGCAAUCCCGCGAACUUCUACACUCGGAUUCCGGAGAGCAAUUGGCUUUCCUUCACAGUCACGCUCAAAACCCCGGAAUUCUUGGAGAAACUAGAAGUCGUAACGGGCAAUAAAGCAGGCACAGGAGCAUUGGUAACGUUCAAAGACAGCAAUUGGCUCAUGAGCAUCGUGGUCCCUCACCAGCCUCACUUCCUCAAUCAACCUGAAAACGUGCAAGUCUUUUGGGGCUACGGACUCUUCCCUGACAAAGUGGGAAAUAUCAUCCAGAAACCAAUGUCUGAAUGCACCGGCGCUGAGAUACUCCAAGAGCUACUUGGACACCUGAAUUUCCCCGAACAGCCUACUUUGGAGAACGCCAUCACAAUCCCGUGCAUGAUGCCGUAUAUAACGGCGCAGUUUUUGACAAGGAAGCAUGGCGAUAGGCCAGAGGUUGUCCCAAAGGGGAGCACGAAUUUGGCGCUCAUGGGCCAGUUUGUUGAGAUUCCGAAGGAUACAGUGUUCACGGUUGAGUAUAGUGUGCGCUGUGCGCAGGUGGCGGUGCAUGAAUUAAUGGGAACGAAGGAGAAGCCGAAAGAUAUUUACAUGGGAGAGCAUAAUGUUAAGGUUUUGGUUGAGGCGUUGAGGAUGUUGCUGACUUGAAAGAGGGGGAAGUUGAAUUGCUCCACUCGUUGAUAAAGGGUGCGAGGUUCGGCGUUUACGGGAUUUGUUAUUGUGUAAAUGAGUUUAUGUAAAUCGAGUAAAAUAAAUUACGAUGUCCAAACCAU
This is a messenger RNA of Hyaloscypha bicolor E, 1853 nucleotides long. Its product is annotated as 67 kDa myosin-cross-reactive antigen-like protein. Gene Ontology annotation, biological process: fatty acid metabolic process. Lineage: Eukaryota; Fungi; Ascomycota; Leotiomycetes; Helotiales; Hyaloscyphaceae. The record is from RefSeq and is a predicted model, not a curated record. The transcript has 3 exons. Gene Ontology annotation, molecular function: oleate hydratase activity; FAD binding. Bases 70 to 1728 code for a protein of 552 amino acids.